Molecule: messenger RNA, 210 nt
Organism: Peniophora sp. CBMAI 1063
Lineage: Eukaryota; Fungi; Basidiomycota; Agaricomycetes; Russulales; Peniophoraceae
Source: the annotation of a GenBank genome assembly
AUGGGGAGCAAAGGGGCGCCCCAUAAGAUGCCCAAACCCAACGCGUUUUGGCUCUUGAGUUCGGGUAUAGGCCCGCAAUACUUUGUCAGUGAGGUCGGAAGUUGGCCACGCUCCCCAACGUCCGAUCCGCCGAGGUGUUUGUCAUGUUCUCCCGAUGCCCCACAUGACAGUCGCAGGAUAUACCUAGUGCCCACCUGCAUCACCAAAUGA